AUGCUGGGUGUACCUACCGUUAGAACUGGGUGCCAAAAUGACCUUAAUGGUAAGCGAGAGAGAAACUGGGACGAUGAGGUUAUUGAUCUUCUGAAUAAUGAAUAUCAAGACUGGAGACACCCAUCAAGAACAUAUAUGGUCCCAUGUGUGUUCCCAUGCAAAAAACGGGAACUAAGUGAUGGAGAGCAAACAGAAAAGAUGUUUUUUGACCUAUUACAAGAGUUUGGAGAGAGUCGUUCAGAAGGAAUGUUUGUUAUUCACUCUUACAAGUUUGCGGAGUUGAUUUUUGAAUGGAGUACGAGAUCAAAUAGGAGGGAAGAGAAGUGGCUGAUUGGAGAGCAUGAUUUUGUUGUUAUUCAUCACCAGUGGGGAAUCAUAUUUUUCCAGGUGAAGGCAGCAGAGAGAACGAGAGACAAAUUUGCCCAAGCAGUUGAACAAAUUAACAAAGACAGGAAAUCCUUACAAGUUUUUAUUGAGGAGAAUGUCAAGGGCAGAAUGAAAAGAGAAAUUGAUCAUGAGUUAUUAUCCACAUACCCAGGGUUUGUUGUUAUGCCAAACUGCCCAUGUCCAGAUGGCUCAGUUGUAAGCCGUCCAAAUGGUGUCUUUAAGGAGGAUUGUGAAAAUUUGAAGGCAUUUUCUGAGUGGUGGGACAAAAAAGUCAAGAGGGAGACAGUUUUUGAUCAAAAACUGUUUGAAUACCUUGUCAUGCGCUUUGUUGGAAUGUCUCACAGUGUUCCUUGUACCCUUGGCAAGGUGAUUGCUGAUACCAAAGAUGUGCUAGAGCUGCGCACGAUAGAGCAGUUGUCAGUAAGUUUGAAUUCAGUGCCAGAGCAAUGGAUAACAGGCCCAGCUGGUAGUGGAAAGACAUGGCUAUUGAUGGAAAAGGUAGUAAUGCUUGCUCAGAAAGCACUCUUGCAGGGAAAUAGAGAAAAAAUACUUGUGGCCUGUUACAACAGGCCAUUGUCCAAGAUGUUUGAAAAAGAGUUUGAAAAAAGGUUAAUCAACCUUCUGGAAUCUGGAGAGUUAGAGGAUGUAGUUGAAGUGAAAACUUUUGAGUCGCUUCUCUCUGAUAUAACUGGGUCCAGAACUGGUGACUCUGAUCAAGAGAAAGAAAAACAUGUUGCCCAAGCACUAGAAGUUGUAGAGCAAGGAUCUGUGUUCACUCAACGGUAUGAUCAUGUAUUUGUUGAUGAAUGCCAAGACCUUUAUGGUGACAGAUGGCCAACCCUUUUCAAGAGGUUGCAAAAGGAUGAUGAUGAUGAUGAUGAUGAUGAUGAUGAUGAUGAUGAUUAUUCCUUCGGUCAACCAAAACACAUCUGGUUCUUGUAUGAUACAAAUCAGUAUGUGGGACUAUCUGAAGAGCAGUACAAGCACCACAAGAAAUCAAUAAGGAAAGGUGCCACACUCACCAAAGUUUACAGAAGCACUGGAAGCAUCUUUGAUCAGUCAAAGAAGUACUUCAGGGCCAACAAUUCAAAUGCAGAACCUAUCACACUAGCACACCAUGUACGUGGACCAGAAAUUACAUGGGACAACUCGCUGGUUGGAAAGGUUGUUGAUGUGGCAUGCAUUGUGAAGCAUAUAAAAAAGCUCUGCAGGGACAAAGUUGAUGCCAAGGAUAUCUGCAUUCUGACUCAAAAUGUAGAUAUUCGAGAUGGUAUCAGUUCAGAACUCAAGGAAAUGGGAAUUGAGACUCAGAAUGCAGAAGACUUGUAUGAACGGAAUUCAAGUGCCAACAAAGUUGUGGUUGAAAGCAUUAGGCGCUUUAAGGGUUUGGAAUCAAAAGUGGUUGUUCUUUACAACCCACAAUUUCUUCAAAAGAGUGACUGGCCAGUGAAGAAGGUUAAGGAACUUUUAUACACUGCAAUGUCAAGAUGUUUUUGUUAUCUCAUUGUUAUUACAACUAAAUCUGGUUGCAAUGCAUUAAAAUCAGAAGAGGGGAUAACUGAAAAGAUCAAACAUGACAGACAGGAAGCAUCAUUCCAGAGUUCAGAGGGACUAAAAUCUGAGUACAUAUCACAGAUGAAUUCUCUCUUCAAUGACCCUUUUUCAAAAAGAGGCAGUGAAACCCGUUAUGAAAGUGGCCCUCCAGAGCACAAAUCCCCCUCCAAACGAUCCAUUGAAGAUGACGACAAUGAUGGUGAUCCAAACGACAUCAAGCGCUCACCAGCUAAACUUUUGCGAAAGGAAGAGGCUGACCAUCUUUACAAAAAGAUCUCAAAAAACGUGGAGAAACGUCCAGUAAAGGUCCCUGGUUGUGAUCUUCUUGAGCCUGGAGAUCCUAAUAUAAAGGACUCAAUACGGAACAAUGGAAUAAAGCUACUUGUAGAACCAGUGAAGCAGAAUUUGAGAUACCGGCCUGGCAGCAGUGAUAGGAAUGAGUCAUUCAAAGAUGAUGACAUAACAUCUGUAGUUGCUUGGAUUGAAUACAAAAUGUAUGACCAAAGAAGAAGGGAAAUCAACCCUAAAAAAUACACACAAGAUUGCAGAACCCUGAAAAAUGAGAUUAUGGAUUCCACCAAAGAUCAAACUUGCCAUGAAAGUGUAUUGAAUGCACUACACAAGUUCCAAGCUACAAAACAUUCUUGAGAGUGGUCUAUGGAUUCAUUUUUCUGUGACAUGGACGCACCUGCUGCAAAGACAAAUAUGGAAUGUACAUGCUGGCUUUUGAGAGACACUCGAUCACUCCUGCUGAUUUUUGGUUCAGAAAAGGUUCAGACUGCCUGGCUAUUUUUUGUCAUAUGAUUUAAUGGGUUUUGAAUAUUGAUUGACUCUGCAUCAACUUUGUAGAUAAAUAAAGCAGUGUAAUAAUGACACUCAACUAUGGACAGUCAUGUAGUUUCAGCCAUUAUAAGACUAGUACUAAAUUUGGUAAUGCCACAGAAAGCUGGAUCAGCAUUGCAGACUGCCACAAAAAUUGUUCAAAUGUUGUAUACUACUAGAUGAAGUUGGGAGACAACUCUUACAUGUGGAGAGCACUAAAGUCAUCCUAAAGCUUGCUUAUUUAAAACCAGAUAGAUGAAUAAAGGGGGUAAUUUUCUAAAGAAACUGUGGUGCUGCACCAUUGGGAGAGUAUAAUUGGGUAAUUUAGCAUUAUCACCUGAGUUGAUAAUUUAAAUUGGCCACAGUAAAGAGGAUCAAAGCUGACGUUUCAAGCAUUAGCCCUUCAUCAGAACGAAUGAGGAAUAUUUUGCUUGGAAACUUUUUACCUUGGCCAAUUUAUGUCAUCAACUCAGUGGAUAAUACUGUUAAAACCAAAUGACCUGAUCACAGGCUAAUUAAAGAAAUGCAUUGAAGGUUCUAAUAAUCUAUUUUCCCUUUCUAAGUCAGAGAAUUUU
Molecule: messenger RNA, 3338 nt
Organism: Pocillopora verrucosa
Lineage: Eukaryota; Metazoa; Cnidaria; Anthozoa; Scleractinia; Pocilloporidae
Source: RefSeq, a predicted model, not a curated record